This is a messenger RNA of Paracoccidioides lutzii Pb01, 2115 nucleotides long. Its product is annotated as ankyrin repeat and BTB/POZ domain-containing protein. The coding region runs from base 1 to 2115 and encodes 704 amino acids. The record is from RefSeq and is a predicted model, not a curated record. Gene Ontology annotation, molecular function: protein binding. Gene Ontology annotation, cellular component: cytoplasm; ubiquitin ligase complex. The transcript is spliced from 3 exons.
AUGCCCGCGACGACUCUGCGCAAAGACCAACUGGAAAAAAGCCUGCAGAAUGAAAGGAGACUAAUCAAAGAUGGGAAGCUUCAGGAGGAUAACCCCCUUGACUUGAGCCCACCGUUUCGUGAGUUUUGCGAAGCAUGUCGAAGAGGCGACCUGAAAGCAUGUCAAGAGAAGAUUGCGGAAGGAGUUAAUAUCAAUGCGAGGGAUCUAUUUGAUUGCACUCCCUUGAUUCUUGCGAGCCUUUGUGGCCAUUAUGAAGUUGUACAACUUCUCCUUGACUCGGGUGCCUUAUGUGAACGCGACACUUUUCAGGGUGAAAGAUGUCUCUAUAAUGCCUUGAAUGAGAGAAUACGGAAUUUGCUCCUGCAAUAUGAUUAUUCGAAAUCUUCAGACCCCUUGCAACCAUUUGCCGCUCACCUGUCAUCGCUAUUAUCGAGAGACCAUCCUCAAACCGCAGACAUUGUAGUCACGGCUGCUGGUGAAUCAUUUCGAUUGCAUAAAUUCGUUCUAUCUGCUCGCUCACCGGCUUUUGCCAAAAACCUCACUAUAGCCCCAACUGCAAAAACUUGGAAGCUUCCGAACACAAUCCCCGCUGAAGCAUUCAGCGCAGGGAUGAGAUAUUUGUAUCUAGGGGAAAUGCCACGGGAGCAGCUGUCGGGACUGGGAACUGGCCUUACUGACGCGGAAGUUUUUGCUGGAAUUGAACGGGUCGCCAAACAUCUUGAGCUCACUGGUCUGGUUGGUACCAUUCUUGACAGUGGAGAUAGGCGAUUAGCAAGGCAGCGCCGAACAGAGGAAACAUCCAAGGCGCGCGAUCAGAUGGAAGCAUGGUUUUAUGAGAAUGUGAUCAAACAUAAACUCGUUAUCGAAACCAACAAAGCCCAUGAGGUGAAGUGGUCACGAGACAAUGAGAUAUUUGCGGAUGUACUACUUCGUGCGGAUGAUCCUGUCACGGAAGAUCUGAAUCUUCCAAAGGAUUCUACCAAAUUGGGGUCUGAUAAAAGAGAAGUUAGAGUUGCAAGUCGCAUUCUAGCGAGACCAACACCUCGGCCAUCAUCGCGUGCGUCGUCACCCAGACCACACCAACAACAGACGUCAACGCUUUUUCCUGUCCAUCGGGCGAUGCUUCUUCGCUCCGAUUUUUUUAGUGCUAUGUUUUCUUCCAGCUUUAAGGAAGCCCAAAUAACGGAACAUUUGCAAAUAAUACCCGUUGACUGUUCACAUGAGGCAUUGGAAGUUGUCCUCAAGUAUUUAUACACUGACAAAGUCGAAUUUCCCUUGUCACUGGGAGUCGAAGUGCUCUAUGCCGCGGAUCUUCUCUUAAUUGAAAGGUUGAAAUCAAAAGCAGCUGUAUUAAUCAGCUCACUUGGCAAUGGAAAUAUGAAACUUCAACAGACCGGGAUUGAAGAUGGAAAGUCCGCUGAGCAGGCAGAUGCAGCAGGAAAGGAAGUUCAAGAUGAUGUUGAGGAUGAAGAAAUAGACAUCUACGAACUCAUCCGAGCUGGGUGGUUGUUCCGCGUCCAGAGACUGGAGGAAUUCGCUGCUCGGUAUCUUGCUUACCGUCUAGAAUCACAUAUAGAUUUGCCAGAGUUCUCAGAGUUGGUUGCAGAAUCAGCGACCCGUAUCACACAGAGACAAGAAACUGACUCUAUAGAACUCGUGGACGACAUUCGAUUUUAUCUUAGCGAGAGAUUCAGACUACGUUUCGAAGAUACGUGCUUGGAUGAAAUCAUGGAUGAAAACCGGAAGGAGGUGACGAAGAUUGACGAAGUUGCUGGAAUGGACUCUGCCAACGAUUCGAAAUCCAAAAUUCCCAAGUGGGGAUCUGGAUCUGGAUCUGGGACUUAUUUCCCUUGUGCAUUUGCCUCAUCUUCUGGCUCAAACUCUCCCUGUCCUGGUCGUGAACAUCACCCAAGAACUCCAGACGACGAAGCCAUUGACGUCAGCGAGUAUAAGUCUCCACCGCUAGCUGGUCAAACUUCUGAGAAUUUGGGUGUCGUUUUCAGAACUCUGGAUGGGCAUCCUGCAGGAGACGAGUUUGCAAGAGAUGCUGCAGACUACCAAAUCUUACUGGCUAAACUAGAUCGACUUUUGGAGAAACUUGAUUUGGAGGCAUAA